UCCGCUGCCACCGAUAUCCGACGGCGACGAUGUCUCGGCUUCAUACUCCUCGUCCAAUGUGACGCAAAUAAGUCGUUAUCCGUAAUGCACGGUGCCUUGUUCAAGCAUGUCCACAGCUCCACAAGGACCUUCUCGGUCCUCGAAACGCCGCGGUGGAGAAGAGAACGGUAUCGGAAAACCGCCCCAGAAACGGCGCCGACGAGCAUUCUCCUGCCUGUCAUGCCAAAAGUUGAAGUGCAGAUGCGAGUAUGACACUGGCGCGCAGGGUUGUCACCGUUGUCAAACAUUGAGAAUCGAAUGCUCUCUCCGCGGAGAAUAUGCGGUGUCACCGUCUAACUCUACCCCUGCCGAGCAACUUAAUUCUAACGUCGAAGAAAGGCUUCAACGUUAUGAAGAUGAACUACGUGAGAUCAAGUCCAUGAUUAAAGUCCUAGUACCGGGUGCUCAACCACGCAAUGGUCGAACGCAGGCCGUCAGGGAUUCUACUUACAAUGGCAAUGAAUCUGUGCCACACACGGAGCAGCGGAAUCCUAGCCCUGAAUUUCUCUCGGCCCCUGCAGAUAAGGGGGCCCAAACUGCGCCGGUCGUCGUGCUAAGGUCGAUAUCACAGCAAAUAACGAGAGGAUGUAGAAGGUUAUUAGGUCACAUCAAUAUUGACCUUGUGCAGCUCCAGCUGCUUGACGAACAGACAGCAACUGAGCUGCUCCAACUCUUCUUUCGUUACCAAGGUCAUAACCUCCUUGUCUGCGGCGUCGAGGAUCUGCUUGCAAGUAACGAGACCCGUACAGUAUCUGACUUUUUGCGCAGUGUCUGUUGUCUGAUUGGCGUCGUAUAUCGUGACGAUAUAUGCGGAACACCAAUACACAGGCAGGUCUACGAACAAGUUCGCGUCACUCUUGGUCAAGCUCUCCUGACCAGUCCAUUGAAUCUCGAGGAGAUCAAUGCCGUGCUGCUCAUGAGUAAUAAUGCGAAUAGCCCAAGUAGUAACGGGGCUGAAUAUGUCGAUAGUUGGCUGUUGACCGGCUACUGUGCUGGGCAAGCAAUGCUCAGCAUCAGCUUCUCGAAGAUAAUCAACAACAUCAAGGAGGGGACGAUGACCGCCGAGGACCAGAGAGCUAUUCACCUGUGGUCUAAGAUCUGCCUCCACCAUCUUCAUUGGGCUGCGACAACAGGGAGACCAUCGAUCAUACCGACCCAAUACAUCGACCAGUGCAAUAUUCUUCUUAGUUUCUAUCAAGCCACCAUGCAGGAUGGGAUGCUUGUCGCCGAAAUAUUUUUAUACUCAACAUUGCAUCAAAAGCUCGCUCACCAAUCAUAUCUCGGGGACGGUGGUGAGUGCAAAGAGUUUCUGGCGUGGAAAGAAAAAUGGAACCAUCUGUUAGGUCUUUCGACAUCAUCGAUGUUGCGUAUUGGGUACCAUGCUGCCUGUCUUAUUUUGGCCGUGAGAUCUUUAGAAGAAGUGGGACAGGGGUUACGGCCUCGCGAAUUUCUCUCAGGAGCAGAUGGCGACGACGAAAGCGACGGCGAAAAUCAUACCCCAAGACAUCCGAGACGAACCAAAGAGAACGACGGUGACAUUUUGCGAGCUAAUGCGUGCAAGUAUGCCAUGAUCGUCCUACAAACUUUCCUAGAAAUGCCGUCUUUUCUCAUGGACGCCGUCCCAACUUGCCUCUGCCUUUGCAUUGGUUAUUGCGCGUUACUUCUCGCACACCACGACGAAGCGCAAUCGAAGGUCUCGGAUCAAAUCAGCCUUGACCUGAUCACCCGGAUCGAUCAAUGGAUUAAGACCUCGCCAGGUAAAGCGUGGUCUUACAAAUACGGCACGCUUGCCAAGCACAAGAUAGAGUCGCGAAUGAACGGUGGCUCAACCUCAACAGGUUCUGGUCAACCAUCAAUGAGGACACAUGUUGAGGAUCAGAGAGUUUGCCAGGAUAAAUCUAGCGUACCGGUUGAGCUUGAUGGUCAUAGCACUCGCAAACCCACCCAUGAGACCGUGGGGUACCACACGAAUGAGGCGUUUGGAUCAAAUGUUCAGCAACUCGAAUCUGAGUCUAUAUUCCAAUCGUUUGACAUGUCUGAUAACGCGAUAUUUCCUAGCAUGGAAGAUUUCUUUGGUGGUGGCUUUUUGGAUUUCGUGGGGUGAAGUUCAAGUUGUACUUCAAGCAUUUCUUAAACCCAACGUGUGCAUUUUUACCCCUGAGGGCCGUUACCUUGGUGAAAAGCCAAUUUGAAGCCAGAAGUCCCACAAGCAAAUGAGACAACGAGUCAUUAAGAUAAAUAAACCCCUUGACCUAGAGCCUAAGGUCCUAAGACAGCUUGAUGAAGUUUUCUGUACAGAUACUCGUUUGAUGUCAAUCGCUCGAAUUUCCACUAUCUAAAUAAUGACUUCCCUUGCCAUGAAGCGCUGCAAAAGUUAAGUAUUUGCAGCACCAACAGCUACAACGCUAAGAUAGAGGAAUAAUCCAAAAUGCUGAGAAUCCAUGCCUU
Annulohypoxylon truncatum is the source of this 2487-nucleotide messenger RNA. RefSeq lists its product as uncharacterized. Gene Ontology annotation, molecular function: zinc ion binding; transcription cis-regulatory region binding; DNA-binding transcription factor activity, RNA polymerase II-specific. Gene Ontology annotation, cellular component: nucleus. The record is from RefSeq and is a predicted model, not a curated record. Bases 107 to 2143 code for a protein of 678 amino acids. Lineage: Eukaryota; Fungi; Ascomycota; Sordariomycetes; Xylariales; Hypoxylaceae. Gene Ontology annotation, biological process: regulation of DNA-templated transcription. The transcript is spliced from 7 exons.